Messenger RNA from Acytostelium subglobosum LB1, 1056 nucleotides. RefSeq lists its product as hypothetical. The transcript has a single exon. The coding region runs from base 1 to 1056 and encodes 351 amino acids. The record is from RefSeq and is a predicted model, not a curated record. NCBI's taxonomy places the organism in Eukaryota, Evosea, Eumycetozoa, Acytosteliales, Acytosteliaceae.
AUGGCUGCUCAAGAUUCUCUGUUGGUGAUAGAGAAGGAGAAGUGCAGAAGGCUGGAAUUGGAGCUGGACGAGUGGAAGAGGAGAGCUGGUGUCCUUACAAAGAGUGACAAUGACACAUCUGGCCUGCCGCAUGGUAGCCCUCAAGAACAACAACAACAUCAACUCACAUUCCAUCGAAGUAGUAGUAGCGAUAGUACAGAGAGUUUGAGUGAGAAUGAAGACACACCACCUCCAAAGGACCUGGUCAUUGUGGAGGAGAGCGAAGCGUCGUCGACGUUGAUGAAUCAGCUGGAGGUCGAGAGAGCCCAGUUGCGCCAAUGGGAGGACAGGCUGAUAUCAGAGCACCAGAGAUGCAAGGAAUUGAUUCAAUCAAUUAAAGAUCAACAACAGCAACAGAGACCAUCAUCCACAACAGAUGACAAACAUCUACAACAACAACAUGUACGAUUGUUGGAGACAAAGAUUGUAGAGUUACAAAAGUCAUUGGACAAUGAACACAAGCAGAGGAUGAAACUGGAGGAGUCAAGCAACCAUUCGUCACCCAGCCCAUCCACACCGACUCAACAACCUGCAGCAGCUGGAACAUCAUUCUUGGCGUCAUCAUCAAACAAGUUCUCAUUCUUUUCCAAGAGGAACCUGUCACUGGACUUCUCACGAGGCAGGGACGAUUCUGCUGGCGAGGAACAGGAAGAGCAGUCACAAACACCACCAUCAUCAACAGCCCAGAUAACGCCGCCCAACGAAUCAGAGACGGAUCAAGAGAGAAAAGCAAGACUGUUCAAUAGCUUCAAUCAGCUGUUGGUUGACUGCAACUCAAUCCUCUACGUCAAGAAGGAGCAGCUGAUGGACAUGGAGGAGAAGGGUGGAUACUUUAAAAAGUUGAAUCUCAAUCUACAUGCUCUAAAGUCAUCGGUUGGCAAGCUGGACAACCUGCAAGAGAGGAUCAAGAGGUGUUUAAAGACGAUCGAUUCAAAGGAGAGUGUCACCUAUGAUGAGGAGCUGGAGGAGAAGAUUACAUUGAAGUCGAUGCAAGCAGAGAUUGAUCAAGAACGAUAA